Ailuropoda melanoleuca (giant panda) is the source of this 1259-nucleotide messenger RNA. RefSeq names its product cylicin 2 (gene CYLC2). Gene Ontology annotation, molecular function: structural constituent of cytoskeleton. The coding region runs from base 14 to 1153 and encodes 379 amino acids. NCBI's taxonomy places the organism in Eukaryota, Metazoa, Chordata, Mammalia, Carnivora, Ursidae. The record is from RefSeq and is a predicted model, not a curated record. The transcript is spliced from 7 exons. Gene Ontology annotation, cellular component: nucleus.
ACAGGUGGGGGAAAUGUCUGUACCAAGAUUCCAAAAAAUAAACUUUGGAACAUAUGAUAAUUACAUUCCAGUCAGUGAAUUAAGCAAAAAAUCAUGGAAUCAGCAACACUUUGCCCUGGGAUUUCCCAAACCACCAAGACCAGGAAAAAAAAGGAGAUCAAAACCAUCCCAAUUACGAGACAAUGCAGUUCUUGUACAUGAUUCAGACAAAAUAAAAGAAGGUCCUAAACGACCAUUAUGGAUGCACAGUUCUUUAAUGAGGAUUUCUGAGAGACCAUCUGAGUAUUUAGCUGCCAGGAGGCAGCGUCCAUAUAAACCAACCCAUCACCCAAAGGAAGAUGCUAAAGUAGCAGACGUAGAAAAACUUGUAUCUCCAGAAACAGCUAAGAAAGAUGAAAAAGAUGUUGCAAAAACAGAUGCCAAAAAAGAAAGAAAAGAUUCAAAGAAGGGCAAGGAGUCAGGUACAGAAUCUGAAGAUGAAAAGAAAGAUGCCAAGAAAGACAAGAAAGCUGCAAAGAAGGACAAGGAAUCAGGUACAGAAUCUGAAGAUGAAAAGAAAGACGCCAAGAAAGACAAGAAAGCUGAAAAGAAGGGCAAGGAAUCAGGUACAGAAUCUGAAGAUGAAAAGAAAGAUGCCAAGAAAGACAAGAAAGCUGCAAAGAAGGGCAAGGAGUCAGGUACAGAAUCUGAAGGUGAAAAGAAAGAUGACAAGAAAGACAAGAAAGGUUCAAAGAAGGGCAAGGAGUCAGGUACAGAAUCUGAAGGUGAAAAGAAAGAUGCCAAGAAAGACAAGAAAGGUUCAAAGAAGGGCAAGGAGUCUGCUACAGAAUCUGAAGGUGAAAAGAAAGGUGCCAAGAAAGAUGCCAAGAAAGACAAGAAAGGUUCAAAGAAAGAAAAAGGGUCUACAGAAUCUGAAGAUGUGAAGAAGGUUAAGGAUGAGAAAAAAGAUUCAAAGAAACCAGGAGAGAAAGAUGAUCAAUCAAAAGACAAGAAAGAUGCAAAGAGAAAGGGGAGUAAAAAAGAUAAGAAAGAUGAAAAGAAGGCCGGUGGGACAGAUACUGAAUCGAAGGAUGAUGCUAAGAAGGAAGCUAAGAAGGAUGCCAAGAAGGAUACCAAGAAGGAUGCCAAGAAGGAUGCCAAGAAGGGCAAGUAAGCCUUGAAUAAUAAUUCAAAAGCAUUUGAUAAGCAAUUUUAAAGUAGUCUGAAACUGAAUAUGAGUGACAAGGGGAUUUAAAGAAUUAAUCAAAUAAUUUUUAAAA